AUGGUUGGAGGAUUUAAAGUGAUUCAUCUUGUGAGGCCAUUCCUUGCAUUCUUACCAGAAGUCCAAUCUCCAGAAAGAAAGAUCCCGUUUAGAGAGAAAGUCAUAUACACUGUGAUCUCUCUCUUCAUCUUCUUGGUGUGUAGUCAGUUGCCACUCUAUGGAAUCCAUUCCACUACAGGCGCGGAUCCAUUCUAUUGGAUGCGUGUCAUUCUUGCUUCGAGUCGAGGAACGGUUAUGGAGCUUGGUAUUACACCAAUCGUCACGUCCGGUAUGGUUAUGCAGCUUCUCUCUGGUUCUAAGAUCAUUGACAUCGAUAACAAUGUCCGUGAAGACCGUGCACUCUUGAACGGUGCACAGAAGCUGUUAGGGAUCCUCAUAGCGGUCGGCCAAGCAGUUGCAUAUGUUCUCUCUGGGAUGUAUGGUAAUGUCGGGGAACUAGGAGUUGGGAAUGCUAUUCUUAUCAUUGUUCAGCUCUGUUUUGCUUCCAUUAUCGUCCUUUGUUUAGAUGAGCUUCUCCAGAAAGGUUACGGCCUCGGUUCUGGAAUUUCCCUUUUCAUUGCUACUAAUAUCUGUGAGAGCGUUGUUUGGAAAGCAUUCAGUCCUACGACCAUCAACAGUGGACGUGGAGCUCAAUUUGAAGGAGCUGUUAUUGCUCUGUUCCACCUUCUCAUCACUCGAACAGAUAAAGUCAGCGCACUCCGUGAAGCUUUUUACAGGCAGAACCUCCCAAAUGUGACUAAUCUGCUUGCCACAGUCUUGAUCUUUCUGAUUGUGGUUUACUUUCAAGGCUUUCGGGUUGUUUUACCUGUGAGAUCAAAGAAUGCUCGAGGACAGCAAGGCUCUUAUCCUAUCAAAUUGUUCUACACCUCGAACAUGCCUAUCAUCUUGCAGUCAGCUCUUGUCUCCAACAUCUACUUCAUCUCUCAGCUAUUGUACAGAAAGUUUGGUGGAAACCUUUUGGUGAACUUUAUCGGUAUGUGGAAGGAGUCAGAAUACAGUGGGCAAUCUAUCCCUGUUGGUGGUAUUGCGUACUACAUAACCGCCCCCUCUAGCUUAGCUGAGAUGGCAACUCAUCCUUUCCACGCUCUGUUCUACCUUGUGUUCAUGUUAGGCGUGUGUGCGUUGUUCUCUAAAACCUGGAUUGAAGUUUCCGGUUCAUCAGCCAAAGAUGUCGCCAGACAACUACGAGAACAGCAAAUGGUAAUGCCUGGUCACCGAGACUCAAAUCUUCAAAAGGAACUGAACCGAUACAUUCCCACGGCUGCAGCUUUUGGCGGUCUAUGCAUUGGUGCACUCACUGUCUUGGCUGAUUUAAUGGGUGCUAUUGGGUCAGGCACUGGAAUCCUUCUUGCAGUUACAAUCAUAUAUCAAUAUUUCGAAACCUUCGAAAAAGAAAAAGCAAGCGAGCUAGGUUUCUUCGGUUUGUAAAGCUCAUUGUCAUUGGAGCCUAGAAGUAGUCGUCACCAUUCAUGCAUGUAUGAUGUAUAGCUUAAAA
This is a messenger RNA of Capsella rubella, 1495 nucleotides long. Its product is annotated as protein transport protein Sec61 subunit alpha. Gene Ontology annotation, molecular function: signal sequence receptor activity; transmembrane protein transporter activity; ribosome binding. The coding region runs from base 1 to 1428 and encodes 475 amino acids. Lineage: Eukaryota; Viridiplantae; Streptophyta; Magnoliopsida; Brassicales; Brassicaceae. The record is from RefSeq and is a predicted model, not a curated record. Gene Ontology annotation, biological process: post-translational protein targeting to membrane, translocation; SRP-dependent cotranslational protein targeting to membrane, translocation. The transcript is spliced from 6 exons. Gene Ontology annotation, cellular component: membrane; Sec61 translocon complex.